GCUGAGCAAGUGACCGCAGGCUCAACAUCAACAUGGCGUCUAGCGCGUGGAGUGUUACAUAAAUUUGGUUGGUCUUUCGCCUGGUGCGAACGAAAAGGUUCCAUUGAUGGGUUAAACGGCAAGUCAUCCUGAUGUGGAGAGCAUUGUCAAUGACGGCGAAUAAGCCAGUAAGGAGGCUGCGACUUCUAGCGAACACUCUUGUUUCCCCUGCUUUGAGACCAGUAUGCACGAUCGAUGGCACCGUUAGUAUUGGGGAUGUCAGCAUUAAACUCAGACCGUCUCCUCAUCCUGAACUUGUUCCUGUAAAGUAUGUUUCAGAAGACCUUCCUCAGACGAGCCUUAGGAGCUUGAGAUGGAUAAUGCAAAAGGACAAACUUGGUCAAGAUGUUUUUCUGAUAGGGCCACCAGGACCAAUAAGAAGGGGUCUUGCCAUGCAAUACCUGGAACUUACCAAUGCCGAAACAGAAUAUGUCGCCUUAUCUCGUGAUACGACUGAGUCAGACCUGAAGCAGAGGCGGGAGAUCCAUGCCAGCACUGCGUACUAUGUGGACCAGUGUGCUGUCCGUGCCGCUGUGGAAGGACGGGUCCUUGUCCUGGAAGGAAUUGAAAAAGCUGAGAGAAAUGUCCUGCCAGUACUCAACAAUUUGUUAGAAAACAGAGAAAUGCAGCUUGAGGAUGGGCGAUUUCUAAUGUCAGCCUCUCGAUAUGACACUCUUCUUAAAGAACACAGCAAGGAAGAACUGGAUGCUUGGAAGCUGGUCCGUGUCAGUGAAAACUUUAGAGUGAUUGCGCUUGGUCUCCCUGUGCCACGUUACCAUGGUAACCCCCUUGAUCCACCACUGAGGUCCAGGUUUCAGGCACGAGACAUCAGCUUGUUGCCAUAUAAGGAUCAACUUUCAGCUUUACAAGCCGCUUGUCCUGGUGUUCCCCAAGAAAGAUUGGCUCACCUGGUAUCGUUUGCCCAGACUUUACAGUCAAGUGAACUCUCAUCUGUUGGUCUUCCUGACUUCCCCAUGCACAACCUUGUCAACCUUGCCAAGAUUAUGUGUGCAGAUCCGGGCCAUUCCCUGGGAGAGCUUCUUCAUCGGUUGUACCCUCACCAUCUGAUGCUUGGAGAAGAGGGACAAAGAGUUGUGGAAGAUACACUCAAAACUUUCCACCUGGGGGAAAAAAGUGAGCAACCCCAGUCAUCAUCUGUUGCUGAUGUAACCAUGCCUGGUGAUCACCCUGAUGGUGUGAUUAGAGUACAGCUCAACAAGGGUUCACGUCAAGUGUACCUGGAUGUUCCGGCUGGGGAUCAAGUCUCUCUAGCGCCAAGUGAGGUGCAACACAAGAAGUUUGUGAUGACACCAUCUCAUAGCCAGCUGUUAUGCCAGAUGCUGGAGUCACAUGCUGUUCACGACUUUUGCUUGGUGGGACCCAAGGGAUGUGGUAAAUCAGUCCUUUUGCAUCAGUUUGCUUGCAUGCUCGGCUACAGAAUUGAGCCUGUGGUGCUGUACCAGGACAUGACAUCACGUGACCUCCUGCAGCAGCGAAUCACACUCAGUAAUGGCGACACCAGUUGGAGGCCGUCACCCCUUGUGACUGCGGCCUUGGAGGGGCAUAUAGCUGAGUUGGAUGGGAUACACAGGGUCAAUCCCGGGACCCUUACCAUACUACAAAGGCUGGUGCAUGAUCGAGAACUUCACUUGUACGAUGGUUCACGCCUUCUGCGUCAUGACCGAUAUGACGUCAUCAAGCAGAAGCAGGGAUGGAGUGAUGAUAACAUGGCUUCCAGAGGUAUAUACCGCAUCCACCCAGCCUUCCGUAUCGCGGGCCUAGCUGAGCCACCGGUAUUUGGCAGCAGUCAACCCCAGUGGCUCAACUCCGAAAUCCUGUCUAUGUUUAUGUUUCAUCAUGUGAAACCGCUGACCAGGGAUGAAGAGGCAAAGGUCAUUUAUGAAAUGGUGCCCGAAGUGCCAAGACAAUCAAUGAACCAGCUACUUAAUCUUGUAGACAAGCUACGAAACUCUACUGACCCUGCGGUGACUUCAGUGGCUUCGUCUCUUUCCACACGUCAGCUGCUUCGCAUUGCGUCACGGUUAGCUGAAUUCCCGGAGGAGUGUUUGAGCCAUUCCGUCAACAAGGCGUGCCUUUCACGAUUUCUCCCUAAACUACCUGCAGCAAGCCUUGAUAAUGAACUGAGAAGCGCAGGAAUUCUCAAGGAGGUCGAGUCGGACGAUGCUGUCCCUCAGGCUGUUACGACUUGUGAGGUGAGAGAUGAUCGAUUACAUAUCGGUCAGACUUCGGCUACAGUGUACAACCCAGACAAUCGAGCCAAGGUCCCAGAUGUACUCUUUUACGAAAUCCCCCAGCAUCUGGCCAUCAUGGAGGACAUGUUGAAAGAUUUUUCUCUCGGUGGACAUCUCCUUCUCGUUGGCAACCAGGGUGUUGGCAAGAAUAAAAUCGUGGACCGGUUUCUUCAUUUGCUGAAUAGACCGCGGGAAUAUAUUCAACUUCACAGAGAUACGACAGUGCAAUCCCUCACUCUGCAGCCCACAGUCCAAGAUGGGGUGAUCAUAUAUGAAGACUCUCCGCUGGUCCGUGCGGUUAAGUUUGGUCACGUGCUUGUUGUGGACGAGGCUGACAAGGCGGCCACUCACGUGACCUGUAUUCUCAAAUCUUUGGUGGAGAGUGGCGAGAUGGUGCUGGGCGAUGGACGGCGGAUAGUCAGCGGAGAAAAGGCUUAUCAUCACCAUGACGUCAUCCAUGCACACCCUGACUUCCGGAUGAUCGUACUCGCCAACAGGCCUGGGUUCCCCUUCCUCGGAAACGACUUCUUCAGUGCGCUAGGAGAUAUAUUUAGUUGUCAUGCUGUUGACAACCCAGACUUCAAAUCCGAAAUGGCCAUGCUGCGCCAAUACGGCCCUUCAGUCAGCGAAGAAGUGCUCAUUAAAUUAGUCAGUGCAUUCGGCGAGCUACGAACACGUGCAGACCAGGGCUUGAUUUCCUACCCCUACUCCACACGGGAAGUAGUCAGUGUCGUCAAACACUUACAGGCGUUCCCCGAUGAAGGCGUGGCUAGUGUGGUCCGCAAUGUGUUCGACUUUGACACCUAUCACGAGGAGAUCCGCGAUGUCGUCAUCGAAGUCAUGCACAAACACGGGAUCCCUGUGGGAGCUACAUCCGGGAACGUCCACCUGUCCAAAGAGUUUCCAUUGCCGCGUGCGAUAUUUUGCCAUCAUUGGAACCUUGCCGGGGAGGGGAGCAAGAGAGAUGGAGCAAUUAGAUGCCCGGUGGAGGAGCGCAAACUCAAAAUCACGGGACCCAUAGAGAUAUCAGCUUAUAAGAGGGACCUGGACCGGAUAGCGGACAGGUCAUUGGUGUUCACAGAGCAACUCGGACACUACGACCUCCCCAUGCACGAGGGGAGCCAUGUCGGAGGCGUGGCUGUAGGGCCAGGUGACAUGCGUGGGGACUGGAUCCACACUCUUGCGCUAGACCCAGUCUCUCUCCUCUCCAUGCAGUCAAGCCAACAUUCUGUGAUUACGUCAGACCUCUUCGAGCUUUUCCCGCAGACCUUCUUUCGCCAUUUUCCUCAAAUCAAGAUGGCCGCGCUCGGUGAAAAGCUGAUCGGACAGGUGGUACUUUAUGACCGCGAAAGCAACGUCCUCGUUCAAAUAGACCCAAAGAACAAAUCUACAAAGCUUAUAACGUUUCAAUCCAUGGCGGAUAACGCUAAGCAAAAGCUGACUAGGCAUUUUUCGAUCGCUAAAGAUGACCCAAAGUUUAUGAUGUGCUCGCAUUUUUCUCAUGAGAACUGGGUCGUGGUGUUCCAAGAAGACAGCAACAAAAUGGACGUCAUCGAUUUGAUGGACGGCGUCACGCAACACAUCACGUUCCCUUUUGUGAUUGGUCAAUUCCAUCCGUUCUCACGUGACUUGUGGUUUCUUGGAGAGACUGGGACUGACAGGAAAUAUUUUCUAGUCAAGCCUUACCCAGAAGCCCCUAUUCCGUGCAUCUUGUACCCAGUCUCCGGCGAGUCGAGUCAGAAUUUAGAGGAGCCUCGAUGGAGGUCGAUAUCACCCGAGGGAAUGUCAUCCGAAAUGCUUCAAGCAGCCCUUGGCAACGAUAAGCGGGCGAGAAGUAAUCGAUUGGCUAUCGGAGGGCACGAGUACGCCACGAUUGUUGUCGCAGAGCCCGAUAGGCUUGUCGGAAAGGCGCCUGUCAGUUUCUAUACCAUUCCUAGAGACGUGCCGAACGAACAGCAUACUACAGCGAAAGACUCGUUCAGAAGAAAGGAUAUAGUCACGCUCGACUCAGUCCGCCCAGUUUGCUUCCCGGCCACAGGACAAGUCAUACGCCUAGUUCCAGACUCCCUCGUUCCUCCAGACCCCGAUUUUGAAAAGUCAAGCCCAGUCCCUCCCGGAACAAUAGCUCACCUCGAGAUCGUAGACCUCGCUCGCCGAAGCGCCCGCUAUCUCCCUUUCUACGGUAGCCAGCGGUUGUCUGUUUACGCGCGUUAUUCAGAUGCCCCGGUGUAUAUGGCGGCUUCCACAAGCGAUGGCCUGGUGACUGUGGACGCCGCUGGCCGAGUGAGGCUUUGGGAGACUGCGGUCACGAAUCUGGAGAGGUCGCUAGAGGAGUGGAAAAAUCUAAUCGGCAAGGAUUCCCAGGGUGCUUUGCAGGUGACUUAUUCCAGGGACAGUGGCGAGGAUGUCUCAAGUCCUAAACACGGAAAGGUUGACCCCGAUAACGCACCUCAUGUCGGUGGUAACACAUGGGCCGGUGGAACAGGAGGGCGUGACACGGCCGGGCUCGGCGGCAAGGGUGGUCCGUAUAGACUAGACGCUGGUCAUGACGUGCACCAGUUAUCGGACGAAGAAAAAGGAGGGGUCCCUGAGGAGGUGAAGCAAGCUGCACGGGAGGUGGCCAGGAGGGCCUUCAAGGAGAGGCUGCGUGAGAUCCAGAUGAGCGAAUACGAUGCCGAGAUGUACGAAGACUUCUUAUCGCGCGUGCGCAGACAGGUCCAGUCCCUGCGCGUCAUUUUGGACAGCCUCCAGGCCAAGAGCAAAGAGCGAGUCUGGAUUCGUCACCAGACCUCUGGCGAGCUGGACGACACCAAGUUGAUUGACGGGCUGGCGGGGGAACGUGCGAUUUACAAGAAGCGAGGGGACGAGGAACCAGAGCCCGGAAGCCCUCAGCGUAUACCUAAGCGCCUUCGGUUCGUGGUGGAUGUCAGCGGUAGUAUGUACAGGUUCAACGGGUUAGACCGCCGCUUGGAGAGGAUGAUGGAGGCAGCGUGUCUUGUCAUGGAGGCUUUCCAUCAAUAUGAAGACAGAAUUAAGUAUGACAUCGUAGGGCAUUCUGGGGAAUCUCCCGAGAUCCCUUUCGUGUCGUGCGGGUCUGUCCCGAAGAACAACCGCGAGCGCCUGGACGUCAUGAAGCAGAUGCAUGCGCAUGCGCAGUACUGCAUGAGUGGAGACCACACGCUAGAAGCCACGGUGGCCGCCGUGAAGCGAGUAGCGACCGAAGAGGCUGACGAGCAUUUUGUGGUCGUCUUGAGUGACGCCAACCUGUCUCGUUACGGAAUAUCAGCCAAUCAGUUUGCAAGAGUUCUGACCUCAGACGCCAAGGUCAACGCUUUCGCCAUCUUCAUUGGCUCGCUGGGUAACCAGGCUGACAGGUUGGUAAAAAAUCUACCAUCUGGCCACGCCUUCCAGUGCCUGGACACUAAGCUGCUACCACAAGUGCUGCAGCAGAUAUUCACCUCUUCCCUACUGAAUACCAGGUAGCAUCUUAAUAGGUGUGUUAUCACGUUCAGCGGAGCACCGGAGUGCCGAAGUGACCGUGCGGUGGCGAAGGACGCCAUGUUGCGAAACGGCACCAAUCGAGUUGUGGAUGAUGU
Molecule: messenger RNA, 5887 nt
Organism: Nematostella vectensis (starlet sea anemone)
Lineage: Eukaryota; Metazoa; Cnidaria; Anthozoa; Actiniaria; Edwardsiidae
Product: von Willebrand factor A domain-containing protein 8-like
Exons: 38
Coding region: 132-5774 (1880 amino acids)
Cellular component (GO): cytoplasm
Molecular function (GO): ATP binding; ATP hydrolysis activity
Source: RefSeq, a predicted model, not a curated record